Messenger RNA from Dictyostelium purpureum, 741 nucleotides. RefSeq lists its product as uncharacterized. The record is from RefSeq and is a predicted model, not a curated record. The transcript is spliced from 2 exons. NCBI's taxonomy places the organism in Eukaryota, Evosea, Eumycetozoa, Dictyosteliales, Dictyosteliaceae. The coding region runs from base 1 to 741 and encodes 246 amino acids.
AUGGAUUUAAAAUAUUUUUUUUCUGGUAGAGUUAAUAAAAAAAUUUUGGACCCAAACAAUAUAUUUAUUGUUGAACAAAAUAAAAAAACCACUAAUAUAGAUGAUAAUGAAGAACUUUCAAAUUUAAUUAAAAAAGUAAAACCAUGUAAUAAUCCAAAUGACCCAGUUAAUAUUUUAUUUAAUAAUAUUUUAACAGAAAAAAGAACUCAAGGUGAUGACCAAUGUUCCUAUUUCAGUGUCACUGAAUCAAUCAAUAGUCUAACUCCCACAGCAAAUUUUUAUGGAAAUCUCAAAACGUUAAUAAAAGCAUACAAAGAAAAUCAUCCUAAAACCACGAACAAUGACACUCUAAUUAAAGAUUCCAUAAACCUACAUAUGGUAUCAAGUGUUGCAUCAAUGAAAUUUGGAAUACCUUUUGAAAUAGGAGAUAAAAAAGAUCCAAAUCAAAGUGAUAUGGCUAUUAAAGCUUUGAUUUCAAAAAAAAGAGUAUCUUUCGGGAUGGAGUUAUCUCAAAGAUUAUGGUGUAUUUUUGGAAAACGUGCCAAAGGUGAAAGGGCAGAAGAUGAUGCAGAAAGGGAAGGUGGAGAGACUUCAAGACAUGCAAUGAACAUUGUAGGCUUUAACCUUGUGGAAGACAACUUCAUCAUCAAAAACUAUUGGGGAGAAAAAAAUUUCAUUUAUCUUCCUUUCAAAGUUUUGGAUUUAAUAGAUUUAACAAAACCAGAGCUUUAUUUUUUUUAA